UUUCACCCAUAACCAUGAAGGGGGGAGCAGUUGAGGCAGUUCAAGUUUCUAGCAGGGACAAUAAUGCAGACCCAUCAGUGGGGUUGAGCAGAGGGAUCUCCAUACUUGACCUUAUUCUAAGAAUUAUCGCCACAGUUGGUACACUUGCUAGUGCUGUUGUCAUGGCUACUACUGAGCAGACACUUCCAAUUUUCUCUCAGUUCAUCUUUAGAGCCCAGUACAAUGAUCUUCCUACACUCACGUUCUUCGUGAUAGCGAACUCAAUUGUGGGCGGAUAUCUGGUUCUUUUUCUGCCAUUAUCUAUCUUCCACAUUAUCAGGCCAUCAGCUAAAAUUAGUAGAAUCAUCUGUCUAGUCUUUGACACGGUAAUGCUGGCUCUUAUCAUUGCCGGAGCUUCUUCAGCAACAGCCAUUGUCUACUUAGCACACCAUGGUAACUCCAACGCUAACUGGCUAGCAAUUUGCCAACAGUUCAAGUCUUUCUGUCAACGUAUCUCCGGAUCUUUAAUUGGGUCUUUUGGUGCUGCAGUUCUACUCUUUUUCAUAAUCAUUAUAUCAGCUGUAUCCAUCUAUCGUGCAGCUGGCUAGAUGAUUGUAUGUUUUGCAAAGAAGAUCAAAUAAUCACUUAUUUACAACGCCAUACAAAUU
Molecule: messenger RNA, 647 nt
Organism: Mangifera indica (mango)
Lineage: Eukaryota; Viridiplantae; Streptophyta; Magnoliopsida; Sapindales; Anacardiaceae
Product: casparian strip membrane protein 3-like
Exons: 3
Coding region: 15-587 (190 amino acids)
Source: RefSeq, a predicted model, not a curated record